AUGAACCUGCCGGAAUUUCCCUCCGGCAGAGGCGGCGGAACAUCAUCCCCGCCGGGGAAGAAAGAACUCCCGCUGCAAGGUACUCGUCCGCCGUCGCUCAGAGUCAACAAAGACUCCCAUAUCAUCCACAAGACCCGCAAGCCGCCGCUGCCCCCCACCGCGCACCUGCCGCCACCUCCGCCGGAGAAACGAAAACCGGUGAUCAUCUACACCGUGUCUCCCAAAGUCCUCCACGUCACAGUCAGCGACUUCAUGAACGUCGUCCAGAGCCUCACUGGACCAUCCGCCGGCGACGAGCCCGCUCUCCGAUCAGGCGACGUGUCGCCGGCCGCAAGGCUUGCGUCGAUUGAGAGAACGAGCCCGUCAGAGAGGGAGAGAGUUCACGUCGGAGAGGAGGACGUGACGUUGAUGUUGGAAGGAGUGGAGGUGGGUCAGUUCCCCGGAAUAUUGUCGCCGGCGACGCUGCCCCCGAUAUCGCCGGGGUUUUUCUCGGAACUGCAGACGUCGUUUUGGAAUGACCUAAGCCCGUUUUGGUCAACGAACAGCUUCAUCGCAAGUCCGUCGGGGCUGCUAUCCGCCGCCGCGAUUUCUCCGCUGCCGUCGCCGGACAUCUUUAAUCUCUUCGACUAA
Messenger RNA from Sphenostylis stenocarpa, 630 nucleotides. The record is from the annotation of a GenBank genome assembly. NCBI's taxonomy places the organism in Eukaryota, Viridiplantae, Streptophyta, Magnoliopsida, Fabales, Fabaceae.